CAUUUUGUAGUGCUGCCUCCCUCUCCUGCUCGGACUGCGGUGUCGGGACCUGGCGCGGGGGCGAGACGGAGCGAGGGGAGCUGGGGCCCUCACCUUCCCUUCUCAUUGCGCGGCGGAGCCCCCCCAGCGCGCCCCCUGGAGACAGCUACGAACGGCCCUCACGCCGUGAUGGAAGACGACGGGCAGCCCAGGACCCUCUAUGUAGGAAACCUCUCCAGAGAUGUGACUGAAGUACUUAUACUUCAGUUAUUCAGCCAGAUUGGACCAUGCAAAAGCUGUAAAAUGAUAACAGAGCAACCCGAUAGCAGAAGGGUCAACUCUUCUGUUGGAUUUUCUGUUUUGCAGCAUACAAGCAAUGACCCUUAUUGCUUUGUGGAAUUUUAUGAACACAGAGAUGCAGCUGCUGCAUUAGCUGCUAUGAAUGGGAGAAAAAUUUUGGGAAAGGAGGUCAAAGUAAACUGGGCAACAACACCGAGUAGCCAGAAAAAAGAUACAUCCAAUCACUUCCAUGUGUUUGUUGGGGAUUUAAGUCCAGAAAUAACAACAGAAGACAUCAAGUCAGCAUUUGCUCCUUUUGGUAAAAUAUCGGAUGCACGGGUAGUUAAAGAUAUGGCAACUGGAAAAUCAAAAGGCUAUGGUUUUGUAUCAUUUUAUAAUAAACUGGAUGCAGAAAAUGCAAUUGUGCACAUGGGAGGCCAGUGGUUGGGCGGCCGUCAAAUCAGAACUAACUGGGCAACACGAAAACCACCUGCUCCUAAAAGUACACAAGAAAAUAGCACGAAGCAACUGAGAUUUGAAGAUGUAGUAAAUCAGUCAAGUCCAAAAAAUUGUACUGUUUACUGUGGAGGAAUUGCCUCUGGACUAACAGAUCAACUUAUGAGGCAGACGUUUUCACCAUUUGGACAGAUUAUGGAAAUAAGAGUUUUUCCAGAAAAAGGUUACUCAUUUGUCAGGUUUUCAACCCAUGAAAGUGCAGCACAUGCUAUUGUUUCAGUCAAUGGAACCACAAUUGAAGGACAUGUUGUUAAAUGCUAUUGGGGUAAAGAAUCCCCUGAUAUGACUAAAAACUUCCAACAGGUUGACUACAGUCAGUGGGGGCAAUGGAGUCAAGUCUAUGGAAAUCCACAGCAGUACGGGCAAUAUAUGGCCAACGGAUGGCAAGUACCAUCUUACGGAAUGUAUGGUCAAGCAUGGAAUCAACAGGGAUUUGGAGUAGACCAAUCUCCAUCUGCUGCCUGGAUGGGUGGAUUUGGUGCUCAGCCUGCCCAGGGACAAGGUGCUCCUGUAAUACCUAACCAAGCUGGAUAUGGUAUGGCAAGUUACCAAACACAGUGAGCUGGGACUCUGUUUAAACGUGUGUAUUUCAUGAUAGGCUUCAGUUUCCAGUGAUACUCUGAAGACUGGAAUGUAGACACCGGAAGAAGAAAAUAUUUAUUUUAAAAAUGGAAAUGUUUGGAACCUUUAGCACAGCUUUGCUUUGGUGAAGAACUCACAUGUCUUCUAGUUCUGCCUUUUUAAGUUUUUGUUCAUGAUGGAUAUGAACAUGUUUUUCUUUGUGUACAAAAACUAAAAUAAAGUCAAUAAAGACAAUUCUGACUACAAAUUUUGAUAUAGUAGGAUAAAUGGCUAAUGAAUUCGAUCCUUAGAUUACCAUUCCAUUUUUUUGUUCUGUCUUCAGUGUUUUACAUCCCUGUGCUUUUUAAGAGAAAUGACAUUUGAAAUACAGUAAGUUGCUUUCAGUUAAACAUAAAUCCUGAAAUUUAACUGUGGACCAUUCAUUACACCCUGUAAGACAGUAGUGGUUUUUCAACAAAUAUGAGGGCAUCAUUCAGAAAACAUACAUGCUCUUGGAAAUAUUUUUUUUUAAAUAUUUAAUUUUUCUAUGUGCUUAAAGAAGCUGAAGUCUGAUACAAAAUAAACUUUCCAUCUAAGCUGAAAAACAUUACUGUCUGAGUUAUUUGAGCAAAUUUUGCUGUCCACAUUCAGGCACAUACUAAAACUUUUCAAAUCUGGUUUGCUUUUUAAAACUGUAGUAAUUGCAUUUAAUUUUGAGAAGCAAAAAUGUUUUUGCAAGUAUGGUGUUUGUAUUAGUCAGGCAAUCAUACUUGUGCUUUUUACAUAAAGUUUGAAGGCUACACAUUGUAAAUAUUUAAUAACUACAAUGUUUCAAAAGCAUGCUCAAACAUAGAAGUAGCUUGUAAUUAUUCAAAGUAAUACUUAAUAUACUCUGCUGCUUUAAAUGCAGUAGACUGACAGGAAUGUGCAAGACUGACAUUUCCAAAGUUGGCUAUUAUGUAAAGUUACAUAAAUUACUAUACAAAGAGCCUUAAUUUUAAUUUCAUAAAUCUUUAAUGCAUCACAUUUUGUCAUUAGAAAUCUGAAUUUUUUGCUUUACAUUAUUGGGUAUGUAAAUACCUUCGUUAACCUUGUAAACCUAUUUCAAGGUUAUUAUAAGUUGUAUAGUAUCUUGAGUGUUUUGAAAAAUCUUGGGAUGUUUUUUAAGUCUAGAAAUAUUUUGCCCAAGAAUUUUUUAACAAGAUUGUUAAAAACAUCUUAUUUUACAGAAUAUUCAAUGUGCCAUUUGGUAAAUGGAGAUGCAGUUGAAACAGUACACUGAGUUGUGACUUAUUUUUAACUAAAGUUUUUGUCUUUAUGGGUGGUUUGCAUGUGAUGAACCUGUACAGAGGCUGGGUUGUUUGUGUACUGAGUGUGUAAAUGGAUAAAUCAUGAAGAUGUUUAAAUGGUAAACUUGGGUUAUUUCUGAAUUAUUUUAUGGAUACAUUGAUAUAAACUGCCUCAAUAAAUUUGAAGUUGAAAAUGAAUGUAA
This is a messenger RNA of Emys orbicularis (European pond turtle), 2827 nucleotides long. It is a transcript of the gene TIAL1, whose product is annotated as TIA1 cytotoxic granule associated RNA binding protein like 1. The record is from RefSeq and is a predicted model, not a curated record. Bases 169 to 1335 code for a protein of 388 amino acids. The transcript has 12 exons. Gene Ontology annotation, cellular component: nucleus. Lineage: Eukaryota; Metazoa; Chordata; Testudines; Emydidae. Gene Ontology annotation, molecular function: DNA binding; mRNA binding.